AUGAGUACUGCAGGAAAGGUUAUAAAAUGCAAAGCGGCUGUAGCCUGGGCCCCAAAUCAGCCACUGUCGAUUGAAGAGGUUGAGGUGCAACCACCAAAAGCAGAUGAAGUUCGGAUUAAGAUGGUAAGCACAGGCAUAUGUCGAACAGAUGACCAUGCACUCCAUGGUGAUAUAGGAGGAGUGAAUUUUCCAGUUAUUUUGGGCCAUGAAGGAGCUGGAAUAAUUGAAAGUAUUGGAAAAAGUGUAACUGGACUAAAACCAGGAGAUAAAGUUGUUCCACUUUGUCUUCCUCAGUGUGGAAAGUGCAGCUCGUGUCUGAAUCCACAAAGUAAUUUUUGCUUUAAGUCACAGCUGAGCAGUGAACCACAGACUGUACUCCUUGACAAGACAUCAAGGUUUUCCUGCAAGGGAAAAGUUGUGGAUCAUUUUUUGUGGACCAGCACCUUUUCUGAAUACAUUGUGAUGCCUGCUGGAGCUGUUGCCAAGAUUGCUGACAGAGCACCCAUGGAGAAGGCUUGUCUUUUUGGAUGUGGCUUUCCCACUGGAUAUGGAGCGGCUGUCAAUACUGCCAAAGUGGAGCCUGGUACUACUUGUGCUGUAUUUGGAUUGGGUGCCAUUGGGCUGUCGGUCAUUAUUGGAUGUAAAGUUUCUGGAGCAUCAAGAAUUAUUGCUAUAGAUAUAAACAGCAGCAAGUUUGAAAAGGCAAAGCUGUUUGGAGCCACUGACUGUAUUAAUCCCAAUGAUUAUAGCAAGCCAAUCCAGGAGGUGAUCACUGAAAUGACAGAACAUGGAGUGCAUUAUUCCUUUGAAUGUAUUGGCAGUACAGAGGUUAUGAAAGCAGCACUGGAGUGUACUCACCCAGGAUAUGGGACCAGUGUGAUAAUAGGUGUAGCUUCCCAUGAUGCAAAGAUCACAUUUGAUCCUCUUCUGCUCCUCACAGGACGAACAUGGAAAGGCAGUGUAUAUGGAGGUUAUAAAAGUAUGGACUCAGUGCCCCAGUUGGUUUCUGACUACAUGGCAGGCAAAUUUGACCUGGAUGGUUUAGUGACUCAUACUUUGCCUUUUACCCAAAUAAAUAAAGGGUUUGAACUUCUAAGAACUGGAAAAAGCAUCCGCACAGUCUUGAUGUUCUAAACUGAAGACUUCCCGUGGUGCCAUCUCAUUU
This is a messenger RNA of Nanorana parkeri, 1165 nucleotides long. RefSeq names its product alcohol dehydrogenase 1-like. The transcript is spliced from 10 exons. Gene Ontology annotation, molecular function: all-trans-retinol dehydrogenase (NAD+) activity; zinc ion binding. NCBI's taxonomy places the organism in Eukaryota, Metazoa, Chordata, Amphibia, Anura, Dicroglossidae. Gene Ontology annotation, biological process: retinol metabolic process; retinoic acid metabolic process. The coding region runs from base 1 to 1134 and encodes 377 amino acids. The record is from RefSeq and is a predicted model, not a curated record. Gene Ontology annotation, cellular component: cytosol.